This is a messenger RNA of Pedinophyceae sp. YPF-701, 3078 nucleotides long. Lineage: Eukaryota; Viridiplantae; Chlorophyta; Pedinophyceae. The record is from the annotation of a GenBank genome assembly.
AUGCAGGGCGACGGGGACAGGGGGCCGCACGCGACGCUGCCGCAGCUGCUGUCCGCGGCCAACGACCUGAAGAAGCUGGUCGCGCUGAACUACAUCGCGGUCGUGAAGGCGUGCAAGAAGCGGAACAGGCUCAUGGUCGAGGCGUUCGGCCCCGACACGGCCCCCGUCAACCCGCUCGACGUGCUGCGCUCCCAGCCCUUCUUCACCUCGGCCGAGCUCGCGACGAUCGGCACCCAGGCGGAGAUCCUCGCGCGCGAGACGUACGGCGGCGUGGACGUGGCGGCGCUGGACGACUUCACGUGCGCCAUCUGCCUGGGCCCGCUGCAGGACCCGGUGAUCCUGUCGUGCGCCCACUCCUUCUGCUGGGGCUGCAUGGUCGCCCACUGCGCGUCCAAGGUCCUCGGCCGCAGCCAGGCCGCGCACCGCCCGCCGGCGCCCGCCGCCAUCAAGCCCGACGUGGGCGCGCACGCCGAGGCGCGGGCGGCGCGCGAGGACGCCGAGGCGGCGCGGGGGCAGCCGCCGAACGACGGCGCCGCGGAGGGCGCGGCCGCCGCCCCGGCCCCGCGCGCGGAGGGCGUGCUGGACAUGUUCGACUGCCCGAUGUGCCGCAAGCCGCAGGUGGCGGACAUCAACGCCCUGCGCGUGGACACGGAGCUCGCGCGCUUCAUACAGAAGCUGCAGACGCUGCGGGUGUCGGACGGCGCGCAGGGGCACCCGCGCAAGGGCGCGGAGGGGCACGCCGCGGGCGUCGAGGGGCUGGUGGCGUCGCACGCGGAGCUGGUGGAGACGCUGCGGGACCUGGUGGUGCCGCACCCGAGCCACUGGCUGUCGGAGGUGCAGACGACGCCGGAGCGCGACGAGGCGCUGGAGAGCCACAACGCGGAGAAGCCCGCGGGGGCGCCGCCGACGCUGGGGAUCAAGCCCGCGGAGGACGAGGCCGCGGGGGCGCCGGAGAAGGCGCUGGGCCCGUCGGCGAAGGACGUGCGGGAGCUGCAGCAGCAGGGCCUGUUCGGGCCCGAGGGGGGCGACAAGAGCGUGUACGGCGCGCAGCUGGCGGGGCGCGAGGGCGCGGGGAGGGGCCAGGGCCCGCUGCUGCCACCGCAGCGCGCGGAGAUGCGCGGGAAGCUGACGGUGGUGCUGGACCUGGACGGGACGCUGGUGAGCACGUACACGGUGCGGCGCGCGCCGCGGCUCCCGCGCGAGGUGCGGAGCUACGUGGUGGGCCGGGGCGGCCCGCUGAACGUGGACGGCGUGUUCGUGGUGGAGCGCCCGGGUCUGGGGGACUUUCUGCGGUCGCUGGCGGAGGUGUCGGAGGUGGUGCUGUUCACGGCGGGGCUGGAGGACUACGCGGCGCCCAUCGUGGAGGCGAUCGACCCGGACGGGACGGUGUUCUCGCACUGCCUGUACCGCCCCGCGACGGUCGAGAGCCGGUACUACUCGUGCGUGAAGGACCUCUCGCUCCUGGGCCGCGACCUCUCCAAGACGCUGCUCGUCGACGACACCCCCCUGGCCUUCCUGCACGACCCCCACAACGGCGUCCCCGUGUUCAGCUUCAAGGGCGACCCGGACGACCGGCUGCUGAACGAGGCCAUCCUUCCGCUCCUCCUCAACCUGUCGCAGCAGCAGGACGUCCGCCCCGCCCUGCGCCGGCGCUUCCAGAUGGACCGCUGGUUCCUCCGCAACGGCUUCAACCUGAUUGAGCUGGGCGUGAACCUCGAGAUCGAGGAGGUCCCGCAGCAGGCACACCCCACGCACAAGCGCGCCCUCUCCGCGGACGAGGCCGCGCUGGCUCCCGAGGGCGCCGCGCUGGCGACCGACGGCGCACUGGGGCGGGGACCGGACGGUGGCCAUGACGCGCCCGUCGGCGAGGCGCAGGCGCCGCGCGAGACGGGCACCGUCGGACGCGCCCCCUCGAAGAAGAUGCAGUGCACGGAGGAGCAGGCGGCGGCGCGCGCAGCCCCGCAGGUGCACGUGGCCGAGGCCGAGCAGCCCGUCACGGACGCGGCGGGGCAGGACGCGGCUGCGGCGACGGCGGCGGCGGUGGCGGGCGCGCCGCCGCCAGAGGGGGCGCAGGGGCGUGCGAUCGAGGCGGCGGAGGAGAAGACGCUGCUGCUGCUGGACUUCGACCAGACGCUGAUCGACUACGACAGCUUCGGGCGGCUGCUGGGCCUGCUGGCGCCGGACACGCUGCCGGUGUGGAUGUCGAUCCGGCAGCCGCAGAACAGCGUGCCGAUGUCGAACGCGAUCUGCAGCGCGCUGCAGCGCCGCGGGAUCACGCCGCAGAUGAUGGAGCGCACCCUCGAGAAGAUGGGGAAGAUGGAGUUCCCCGCGGAGUCGGCGGAGCUGUUGCGGGAGGCGCGCAAGCGCGGGGACGUCUACACGGUGGUGAUCUCGGACUGCAACGACUGGCUGAUCGACAUCAUGCUGCGCGCCGCCGGCGUGCGGGACACCGUGGACGAGGUCAUCGCGAACGCCGCGUCCUGGGCGCACGUGUCGCACGCCGCCGACGCAGGCGGCGCGGCGCCCCCCGUGGACGCGGGCAAGGGCCCCGCGCCGACGCCCAGCCACGACGAGGGCGCGUACCGCCUGACGGUGUUCCCGCGGCACACGUGGUCCCGCCCCCCGCACGGCUGCAUCGCGUGCCCGGCCAACAUGUGCAAGUCCCUGGAGCUGGACGCGUUCAAGAAGCUGGACAGCACGCCGCGGUUCCGGCGCGUGGUGCUCUGCGCGGACGGCGCGAACGACCUGUGCCUGGCCAUGAGCCUCGGGCCGGAGGACGUGGUGCUGGCGCGGCGCUCGUACGGGCUGCACAAGCUCAUCCAGCAGACGGAGGGCGACGCGGUGUGCUCGUCCGAGGGCACCAAGGAGGCCGGGGUGCGCGCGCACGUGCGGACGUGGACGGAGCACGGCGACCUGCUCGGGCGCGUGCGGGCGUGCUUCGAGCGCGCGGACGACGCCGACGCGUGCAUGGACGGGGACGACGCGGACGGCGGGGGAGCGCGCGCCACCUCGCCCCCGCAGGCCAUCCCCACGACCUCCGGGUCGCAGGCAGUGCGGAUCCCCGCCGCGGCCCGAUGA